Messenger RNA from Metarhizium robertsii ARSEF 23, 1188 nucleotides. RefSeq names its product endodeoxyribonuclease-like protein. The record is from RefSeq and is a predicted model, not a curated record. Lineage: Eukaryota; Fungi; Ascomycota; Sordariomycetes; Hypocreales; Clavicipitaceae. The transcript has 3 exons. Gene Ontology annotation, cellular component: cytosol. Gene Ontology annotation, molecular function: 3'-5'-DNA exonuclease activity. The coding region runs from base 1 to 1188 and encodes 395 amino acids.
AUGGCUUCUCAGGCGGGGGAGACGCCGAACGGCACCUACAAGCCCAGAUAUGUUGAUAUUGGAAUCAACUUGUCCGACCCCAUCUUCAGAGGCAGACAUCAUGGCCACCAAAAACACCCCGAUGACCUCACAGGAGUCAUCGACCGAGCUCGACAAGUAGGAUGUACCAAGCUCAUAGUUACGGGAUCGGACAUCAAGAGUUCCCAAGACGCAUUAAACCUGGCAGAAGAAUACCCCGGGACCUGCUACGCAACAGUGGGCAUCCACCCAUGCAGCAGUGCCAUCUUUGGCGCGGCAGACCUCAAAAAGAAGCAGAGCGAGCACACGACUCCGUGUGAAGGCGACCCCUACGCUCCCAUGUCAGAAGAGCACCAUCCUGACGCCGCAAGAUCCGCCCAUGCCAUCUCACUACUCACCACGGUCGUGGCCCAAGCAAGGUCAUCCGGCCAACCGCACAUCGUGGCCAUGGGCGAAUUCGGCCUCGACUAUGACCGACUAAACUACUGCAAUAGAGUAAUCCAGAAGCACUCGUUUGAAGCGCAGCUCCGCGUCGCGGCCUCGCUGCAGCCGCAACUACCCCUGUUCCUACAUUCGAGAGCUGCCCACGGUGACUUUGUCGCCAUUUUGAAAGGCGUAUUUGGCGAGAGGUUAGAAAGCCUAGACAAGGGUGGCGUCGUGCACAGCUUUACGGGCACCAUGGAGGAGAUGGAAGAGUUGAUGGACCUGGGACUAUACAUUGGCAUCAACGGGUGCAGUUUCAAGACGGAGGAGAACUGCCGCGUCGUCAAGGCUGUCCGCCUCGACAGGCUCAUGAUGGAGACGGACGGGCCGUGGUGCGAAGUCCGCCCCAGCCACGAAGGAUACAAGUACCUCAUAGAGAGGAAGGCCGCCCAGGCACCCGUGGAGAACGGAACGGCGGCGCCCCAGGCUGCCGCUCCCGAGCCGCAGGCAAAACAGCCCAAGAAACAAAAGAAUCAGAAGAAGCAGCCCGAGGUACCGGACCGGUUCAAGAUUGUGAAGAAGGAGAAGUGGGAAGAAGGCGCCAUGGUCAAGGGCAGAAACGAACCGUGCACCAUUGAGCGCAUUGCCCAGAUUAUUGCCGCCAUCAAGGACGUGAGCGUUGAAGAGGUCUGCGAAGCUGCCUGGAAGAACACCAUCCACGUAUUCGGACUCGAGGAAACGACAUAG